This is a messenger RNA of Patella vulgata (common limpet), 16452 nucleotides long. RefSeq names its product E3 ubiquitin-protein ligase UBR4. NCBI's taxonomy places the organism in Eukaryota, Metazoa, Mollusca, Gastropoda, Patellidae. The coding region runs from base 176 to 15523 and encodes 5115 amino acids. The transcript has 116 exons. The record is from RefSeq and is a predicted model, not a curated record. Gene Ontology annotation, molecular function: protein binding; zinc ion binding.
GGCCGAAAGUCCUGGGUUGGGACUGCAGUGGUCAACAAUAAUUAAACCAUUGUUAGACGCCUCGUAUUCUUCUUUUAACAAAAAUGAUAUUCCCGAAUUGACGAAAGCUAUAUUAAAAAGUGAAAAGGAUAUACUACACCAUGAUGACAGCUAUGAACCAUUUUAUUCAUCCUUUAUGGCCCUGUCCUCCCAUUUUCUUGGAGCAAGCACAAGUAACUUAUCAAAAUCAAACAUCAGUCAAGUUACGACAGCAUCCAGAGUUGUCAUGGAAUUUUUACUUUCCAGACUACAGACAAAGACAGAAAGUUGCACAAUAUCAGAGAAAUAUUUGAUGAUAUUAAUUAAAGGUCUAUGUAAAGGAAGUGGAUGUUUACCUAAAUGUGAUGUUGUGACCUUUACUUCUAUGUUAAAAUCUGCCAAAACACCGACAGUCAGACAAAUUACAGAGCAAUCAAAUGACUCUGAAGACCAAGACCAGAUAGACACAAAGAAAACCAGAUUAGACAAGGGCAGUAACCUCUUUAAUCAGCUUACAUCUGUUUUUGAUGAGAUAUCUGCUAUUUCACACAAACCCGAACCUCCUGUAGAGGUGGUUAAUGUUGAUGGCAACACUAUUAUACAUUUACCUGACUCUUCUGAAGAAAUCAGUCAUUUGGUUGGACAGAGAAAUAGACUGGCUUUAUUACAAUUAAAUGGAGCUGAAACUUUACUCAAUGCCUGUGUAGACUUGGUAUUUUUAGGAAAAUAUACUCAAAGAUAUAAAGAAGCAUGUGGUGGAAAAAACUUUGCUUUACCCACAACUUUAUGUGAAGCUCUUACAACCAGAAAUAGCUAUAUCUGUUUAUUGAGUGAUGUAUCGAUAGUAUGGAGAGCAUUUUCACUACCAAUGUUAGAACCAUUGACUACUGAAAGACUGGGUAAAAUUAUUGACGUAACAUUGGGAUGUUUAUAUGCAUCAAUGACUGUAGCCAUCUCUAAUACUAUCAAUAACAUGGUUAAGCCCGUAGCCAGUCAGCCAUCAGCCUCAAGAGAUGAAGAAAUAGAGGGCUAUGGCAUCAGUAUUGUUCAAAAAAGUUUGGAAAUAUUAAACACUGUAUCUGCUGCAGUUAAAAAUUCUACAAGAGCUGGUGGAAAUGUGGCCCAGAAUUUAAAUCUGUUGGCAACUUGGGUGUUAUUGAAGGGAUUUCAAAGUUUAUUAAGUCUAACACCAGCUGUGAUAUUAGAAAGAAAAGACUCAAUCAGAGGCAGAAGUCAAGAAAGUAGUCAAAAAACAAAGGAAAGCACAACACCAUCCAGACCAAGUUCUGGCAAAAGUACCUUCCAAGGUUUUGGUGUUUUAUCUGUUGCCCUUGGUUCCACCACAGCCUCACUAUUGACAAGUUUAUUAGAAGAUUUACAAGUAGAAGGUUCACCUGGUCCAUUAGAAAUGUCGUCGAAAACUGUUAAGACGAGUAUGGAUGUAUAUUCUUGUAUCACUAUGCCAUUGACAGCCUGGAAACGAGUGAGAAAACUCACCUCUACAAUUAAUAUAAUAGAUCUUUUAUUUAGUCUGGUAGCAGUGUCACUUAAAAAGGCUACCUUAUUAAAGAGAUUAAAACAUGGAUCAGAUAGUUCGGAAACAAGCAGUAGUAGUACAUCAGAUUCUAAUACUUUCUAUGAAGAUGAAUUUAGUAGUGAAGAUGAAAGUAGUGAUGAUGAUGAUCAAGACUCUAUGUUAGGUCAGUUAUUUCAAGAGACACCCCAAACUGAUACAACUAGUACUAACCCACCACCACCCCUACCACCAAGAGUUGAUAGUGGUUCUGAUAGUAAGAGAUCUAGACGUGUUAGUACUGGAGAUAGUUCUUAUUUAAUCCCUGAUAAACGGGAACCUGAUGGGUUUGUAAGCUUGGCAACCAGUAUAUUAAAUUUCAGUAACACAUACAUGAUAAAUUCAACUGAUGAACAAGUUAGAAAACUCUUCAGAAAAUCACUGAAUGAAGAACAUGCCAGUAGUUUGGCUACUUUAAUAAAGGAAUUAGAUAAAGAAUGUACUAAAUCAGGCACAGAUAAAGUAUUUGAUGGUAUAUCAGUGGCUCUAGCUAAGUUCAAUCAUAGUUUGAUAGCUACAGAAUGUCUGUCUGAAAACCUACAGGAUGUUUUGUUAAUUCAACUUGGGAUCAGUCCAUCAUCAGUUGACCCAUGGCCAUUAACUGUAUAUCCACGUACAUUAGCUGUACUAGCAGAAAUACUACUAUUAAAGCAACAGAAAGAAAGAGAAACAAAAUCUAUAACAUCAAACAGUGAUCGAGCCGUUGUUGAAAUAUGGAACAGAUUUUUGUCUACAUUGAAAAAUGCUGUUUGUAACUUUGAUAAUAAAAGUGAACAAUUUGAUGAUUUAAAUGUAGAACAUAUGCAGCUGUUACUAUUCCUGUUUCACAGUUUACCACUAAUGCAGAAGAAACAACUAUUAUUAAACAUUGCUCAAACUGUUAUUAGUGUAGCUGAAAAAGAUAAAGUUAAAUUAGAAGAAACUGUUCCCCUACCAUUGAGUAGAUUAAUGUUAAUAUUUGAAUAUAUGUUACAUUAUUUCUAUGAUCCACCAACAACUCUGAUGGAACAGGUACAGUGGAAUCUGUUUACAGUACAUACUAUACCCCCUGGUACUGAUAGAGAUGGUUGUAACUUAUCUAAAGCUACACAGUUCUUUCCUUGUCGAGAAGUUGAAGACAACUUUCGUAAAAAUCUCACACCACAAGAACUAAAUGAUGUUGGAUUAUUAAAACCAAGAUUCUACAACCUUGGACCUGGUGAUAUAAACAACCAAGAAGCCCCUAAAAUAGAUGGAUUUGCUUGUAGUUUCCUAUUAAGUAAUUCGGAUGUGUUAGAUUAUAAUCAGUUAUAUGAUGCUUGUAUAACAUUACUACUAGCUGGUUCAAGAUGUGAUAAAGUUAAAGACAAACUUACAUUUUUGGAUGGAUCGGCCAUGCACUACCAUUUCUUAUUAAUGUGGCGUCUGCUUGCCAGUUUACCCCCCUCUAUUAAAUAUUUAAAAUUAUUAGAAGAAAGUUCACUACAAAUAGGAAAUGGACAUAUUCUACACAAUUUACGUUGGGCACCAAGAUUAGGAAAUAAAAGUUUCAUAGGUUGGAUCACUGACUGUGUAGUUAAACAAGGACAUACAACUGUACAAGCUGAUAAGUUAAUAUCUAAUGCUAAUAAAGCAGCUAAUACUAUCAACUAUGAUGUUAGACUUGGUAUGAACUUUAUCAAAGAACAGUUAAAACAGUUACCUGAAGUUGACAAGAAAGAUAUAUUGGAAAAUAAUAAACUACCUGGACUCUCAUCAAUAUUAAUGUUAGAUGCUAUUAUAGCUAAAAUGCAGGUGGCAUUAGAUAAUACAUUUAGUAAGUCUGAAAGUGAUUUACAUAAAGUGAUGGAUAUAGCCCAAGAUCUGAUACCAGCUACAUUUAAAUUGAUUGAAGCUUAUUAUGUUUAUGUGAGAUCAUGUGUAUUAGAUGAAAUUGCCGGUGUGGACUCCGCUAAUUUGACUAAAUACAAACUGAAGGCUUUUGGCACUGUGAUGAGUAUUGGAUCAAAUAGAAAUUCAAAGGUUUUAGCAUUAGGUAGCAGUUUAAUGACUAUGACACCAAGUCCUGUUCGCACUACCAUUGAAAAAUGGAACAAUAACAGUGGCAAUGAAUUUCCAGCCAUGCAGGCAUGGAGAAAUCCAGCUAAUUACGGUAAUGAUAUUCUACCAUGUGAAAGUUAUAUGGAUGCUAUACAUAGUGCUCAUAUGGUCUCUUUAUCAGGACAAUCAAGUUUUUGUAUAAAUGCUUCAAUACGACAUCUACUGCAGUCUUUAGUUAGGUUUGCCAAUGAUCUGGUUGAAUGGUGUCCAGACAGUGCUAGUAGUCGGGAGUUAGUGAGAGUUAUGUUUCCUUUAUUAUAUGAUGUGACGACAGAAUACCUAGCAGAAAUGGUAUCUUUCUCUCUAGAGAAGUUUUUAGGACCUGUAGAAGAAGAGAAGUUUGGUUUAAAUAUGUAUCAGCAUGUUAUUGGUGUAUGUAAUGAUUUAAUAGAGAAUUAUUCUGAUACUGACAGUGGACUAGAUGAAAAUAUUCUACUUGAAUGUUUGAAGUUUAUGGAAAGUAAUAUUGAGAAAUCACCAGGAAAGAAGGCUAUUGAAAUGUGCUAUAGCUCAACAUCAGAUUUAACUACUGUAUUCCUGACUAUUGCAAGAACCAAUUUAUCUCCCAAGUUUGCAACUGAAGUACUAAAAUUUUUCAAUAAAAUCUAUCGACUAGCUGAGAGAAAUCCUAAUGAUAAAAGUUAUGGAGCAUUGUGUAACUGUUUUCUAAGUUUAAACACAGCCGAUCAAACUUUACUUCAUUCAUUGCUGAAGAAAAUCUUUACCAAUCCUUCUUCAGAGGAAAGCGAUGAAGAGAGUAAUGUUAAAGAAAAUCGUCAGCUCCUUCAAACUUUAUCUAUGUACCUAGUCAAAGAUAAAAGACCUGCAAGUGAUACUGUAGCAGAUACGAUAUUAAAUGCUCUGUUACCGAUGUGUGAACCUCUACUCACCAAAUCUGAUAAACUAAAUACCUUCUCAGACUUAAUGGCUGUCAUGCAUACAUUAGCUGGUACUGGACAGGGCAGAGGUCAUCUGAAAUUAUUUAAAGAAGCAACCAAGUGGCUGGAUAUAUGCAAGGUAUAUUUAUCAAAGAAAGAUGUUCUUGAAAAAGUUUUGAAAAAUGAUUCAUCAGAAGAAGGAAUACUGGAAACAUUAUGUUGUAUAUUAAGCUACGUGGGUCAAAUACUAUCAGCUUUAAAAAAGUCUUCUGACAGAAUUGGAGCUACCACACCACCUCUUGAUGGAGAUCAAAUACUCUUACAGGAGAGAGAUAAUGAUUGGGAUGAUGAGAUGACUCAAGAUGAUAAUGAAUCGGCAGGAGAAGAUUCUGAUGAAGAGACAUUAAACAACAAAUUAUGUACCUUUACUGUAACACAGAAAGAAUUUAUGAAUCAACAUUGGUAUCAUUGUCAUACAUGUAAAAUGGUAGAUGGUGUUGGUGUGUGUACUAUAUGUGCCCGGGUUUGUCACAAAGAUCACGAUCUCACUUAUGCUAAAUUUGGUUCUUUUUUCUGUGAUUGUGGAGCUAAAGAUGAUGGAACUUGUAAGGCAUUGGUUAAAAGAACACACCAAAGUGGAUUGGAUUGUUCUUCUAAUGUAGCGGCUCAGUCACCUUUCUCUAUGGAAACCCUCCAUCCUAGUUCACUACGUCGCCGUCUGUCUUCACCCAAUCCAGAAAAUAAACCAGAUGAGACAAAGUCAGCAGAGGAAGUUAACAAGACACGAGAAGCUCUCUGUCAAAAAAUAGAAAACCUCCGAGAUGAAUUUAUAAAUCAUGUGGAAUCAUCUAAUACAGUACAUGCUGUUUUAGAUAUGUUAGAGAGAAUUUUACCGCCAUUAACAGAAAACUAUCAAGAUGUAUCACCAAUAGGAAGUACAGCUAGAGCCCAGAAAGCUUUACAAAAUCUACAUGAUAUAGCUAAUAAAACACUUAUAUCAACUGAUCAACUUAUGACUGUCACUCUAGGAUCUCAAGAAGGAGCUUUUGAAAAUGUUAGAAUGAACUACAGUGGUGAUCAGGGUCAAACCAUGCGUCAGUUAAUCACAGCCCAUAUGUUACGUCGGGUUGCUAUGUGUGUUUUAUCAUCCCCACAUGGUAAACGUCAACAUCUAGCAGUUAGCCAUGAGAAGGGUAAAAUCACCAUAUUACAACUUUCGGCACUGUUAAAACAAGCGGACUCGAGCAAGAAAAAGUUGACUCUCACGAGAUUGUAUUCAGCACCUAUACCAUUUACUGUACUAUCUAUAACUGGUAAUCCUUGUAAUGAAGAUUUUCUGGCAGUUUGUGGUUUAAAAGAUUGUCAUGUUUUAACUUUUACUGGUGUUGGUACAGUCGGAGAUCAUCUAGUAUUACAUCCUUCAUUAGCUACAGGAAACUUUAUUAUAAAGGCUCUCUGGUUACCAGGUUCACAGACUGAAUUAGCGAUUGUAACAGCCGAUUUUGUAAAGAUAUAUGAUUUAGGAGUAGAUGCGUUAAGCCCUCAGUAUUAUUUUCUGCUACCGAGUGGUAAAGUCCGAGAUGCAUCCUUUAUAUUUUCUGAAGAAGGUCGUUAUAUGGUAUUGAUGUCAUCAUCAGGCUAUAUAUAUACACAGAUAAUGGAAGAUGCUAGUAGUGCCGUACAUGGUCCAUUUUAUAUAACUAAUGUAUUAGAGGUUAAACAUCCUGAUUUAAAGGAAGUAGUAUCAAACCAGGUAGCUGGUGGUGGUGUAUCAGUUUACUAUUCACAUGCUUUACAAUUACUCUUCUUUAGUUAUACACAAGGAAAGAGUUUUGUUGCACCAGUUGCUAAAGAUUUUAGUCAGGUGAUAAAUAUAUCACCUAUUCCAUUUAAAAGUAGUAAUGGUGGAGGAAAAGGAGGCAAUAACCAUCAACCUCUAGUACAAUGGUCUGAAGUUCCUGGACAUACAGGGCUAUUAUAUUGUAUGGCCCAAACAUCCAAUAACCCUGUUGUACUCAUGGUGAAACCAGAAUCUAUAUCCAUGCAAGAAAUUAAAGUUCUUCCUGCUAAAGCUAAGAUACAGGAUGUAGUGGCUAUACGUCAUAUUGCCUCAAACUCUGAUCAGCAAAGAACGACAAUGAUAUUACUAUGUGAAGAUGGUAGUUUAAGAAUUUAUAUGGCGAAUGUUGAUAAUACCAACUAUUGGUUAUCACCAUAUUUACAACCACAGAGUCCCAUAGCCAUAUUAAAACCUGCAAAAAAGAAAAAGGUGGCUAAAUCAGGACGUCCAUCAGCUAUCGUCAAUUUCCCUGUCGAUUUCUUUGAACAUUGUCAACAAUCUAAUGAUGUUGAGUUUGGAGGAAAUGAUGUUCUGCAGAUUUAUAAUGUUCAACAAGUUAAACAUAGGUUAAAUACAACUGGAAUGUAUAUAGCUAGUACUAAACCUGCUGGUUUUACUAUAGAAAUAACCAAUAGCAAUAAUACUAAUGUCAUGGUGGGAGCUAGAGUACUAGUUGGAACACAAACACCUGAAAGAUCACCAUCUUUUAUUGAAGUUUUUGGUAGAAAUAUUCAGGUGAACUCGACACGACCACGCUGGUUUGAUAUGCCAUUUACAAGAGAGGAAUCCCUUACUGCUGAUAAAAAAAUGAACAUCACAUUUGGAGCAAGUAUAGAUCCAGCAGGAUUUACAAUGGUAGACUCUAUCAAGAUUUAUACCAAAACUAAAGAAGUAUUUGGUUGGCCAGAAGAACCAGAUGAGUUUCCUGAAGGUAGUACACCAGUAAAAACACCAACAACUGCUAUAACUGUUACUAAUCCUACUACAGAUACACUACCUACAGAACCAUUACCUAUAACUACAGCUGACAAGUUACUUGGAAGUGCUUUAGAGGUACUAGAUGGAGCAUUUGCCACUACCAAGACAGUGGAAGAAAAGGAUCCAAGCAGAGAAAAGGCUUUAGAAGUAGCUACAAGUUUGUUGACAUUACCAACGCCCAACACAGUUCAACAAAACACUAAAUCAUUAUUAUCUUCAUUAUUCUCUAAUAAACAAAAUUAUCAUAAUCAUAAGGAUCAAGCCCAACUAGUGCAUGUAAUGCAGAAAUUAAGUAAAGAAGGAACAGAUAUGGAUGUAGAAUCAUUUCAGAGAUUAGUUGUAACAGCUCAAUCUGUAGCUGUAUCUCGAGCUGGAAAUCUGAUUAAAUUUGCUGAGAAAGGAGAUAAACUAACUGGUGAAAAUUUAGAAGUGACAGAUCUAGACAGUGAGAAAGAAGAGAAACUUGGUCGUGUAUUAAACAUUGAACAAACAGAAAAACAUCAUUUUACAUCACGAUUAAUAGAAGCUUUCUGGAAACUACACGCUGCUAAACCAGCGAAUCCUAUGUUAGCACCAGUCUGUCUACCAGGAUUGGCCCAUAUAGAUGCUACUGUUGCCGCUUUAGUCAAGAUUAUCCACGCCUUUACAAUGUGUGAUUUGGACUGUCUUAACUUAGCUACUAAACAUUAUGUCAAACUUUUAUUAUCAACUGACCCUGUUGUUAGUUUUGCUUGUCGUCAAGCAAUGAUAAAUGUCUUACGACCUAGACAUCGCAGACGCCGUGUGUUUAUACCAUCACCCCCAAGAUGUAGUUCACCAGGUGAUGGAGGUGAUGACGAUGAUGAUGAAGAUGAUGAUGAUAGUCCAGGUAAAGGUGACACACCAGAUACACCUAUGACAGAACAACCAGAAUUAGGACAUGUAGAACCACCAGAAAUUGAUCCAGAGUCGGAUGAAAUGUAUGAAGUUGUGGAUAAUAAUGAGGAGGUACAAGCAGAGGCUAAUGUGAAUGGAGCACAUGGUAAUGCUAUGCCUGUAGGAUAUGAUGGUUUAUGGGGUAUGGAUGGUAAUUAUGCUCCUAUGGUUGAGAUACCACCUGAUGCUGAUGAUGAAGCUAUGGUUGAACUAGCCAUAGCACUUAGUUUACAAGAUCAGUCUGGUAAUGCACCAGGAGAACUCAACCUUCAAGCUCUAAGUUUAGAUAGCCAGGGUCAGAGUAUAUCAUCUAUGGAGUUAGAAGAAGGACCAUUAUCAGAUACUACGGCCUCAGCACCAGGUAGUGAUGAUGAGAUAGGUAGUAAUGCUGCAACAGAUGGUUCUAAUCUACGGACAUCACCGGCAGAACAUGGUGGUAGUGCUGGUUCCGAAAGUGGUGGCAGUGCUGUUGACUCUAUCUCAGUAAGUGGCAGAAGUAGUGCGUAUGGUUAUAAUACACAUACAACAGGUGCUAGAAGUGAAACGAGUAGUGUUGGUGGACCUAGUGGUUCUCUACAUCAUGAAGGUGAUUUAUCAGAAGCAGACACAGAUUAUGAUACUAACUGCAGAUUACAUGCACUACGUCUACAACUAUUAGAAAGAUUAUUACAGUAUUUACCUGACAUAAGAGACGUUGGUGGAGUUAGAGCUAUACCAUUCAUGCAGGUGGUAUUAAUGUUGACAUCAGACCUGGAUAGUGAAGAUGAUAAAGAUAAAGCGGCAUUAGAUAAUCUAUUAACUGUUAUAUUAGCCGAGUUAGAUUUUAAAAAUCUGAAGGUGAUACAGGUAUCAUCAAGAGGGGAGAGAAAUGAAGUCAAGUUGAUAUUACUGAGAUUAUUGAGUGUGUUGUUAUCAAGAACCAGAGCUGGUACUAAACCAUCUAAUGAAACUUCAUCAUUUACCAGUAAUUGUACUGGUACAGCUCUGUUAUCUAGUGGAGCAAUAGAAUACUGUUUAUCCAUUCUUACUAAAUUAUUACCAUUCUGGAAAACAAACACCAUUCUAGAGGAGGAAGUAGGUACUUCUCCAGGGCAGCUAUUAAAACCACACCCAUGUUUUCCUCCACCAGACAUGUCUCCGUUCUUCUUACGACAAUAUGUUAAAGGUCAUGCUAAUGAUGUCUUUGAAGACUAUCCGCAACUGCUAACAGAAAUGGUUCUUAGACUACCAUAUCAAUUAAAGAAAAUAUCUGAUUCUGAUCAAAGAGUUCCUAAUGCUGUGUUUGAUCCCAGUUGGAAUACUGUACUAUCAGAGUAUAUGAUGACCCAUCAGACACCCUUUGUAAAAAGACAAGUGAGAAAGUUAUUACUGUUUAUUUGUGGAAGUAAAGAUAAAUAUAGACAGUUACGAGAUCAACAUGCUAUAGGUUCUCAUCUUAAAGCUGUUGUAGAGAUAUGUGAGAAAGGUGGAUUAGAUACUACUACAGAUAUUAUACCUAGAAGUGUUAUACUGCCAUAUGAUACCCUUUUAACAUUGAUUGAGCACUUGAAAAAAGUAUGUAGUGAAAUUGCCUCUAAUAGAGCCUAUAAUUGGCAGAUAUACUGUGAAAAGGAACAAGAUACUGUAGCGUUUUUGGUGAAAGCUAGUAUAGCAUUAGAUGAAGGUGUAGCCCCUACACUACUACAGUUAUUACAAAUAGCACUGUGUGGAUCUAAAGCUAAUCAUGUUAAUCCCUCUAUAGUAACAUCUAGUAGUUCUACAGGUUCACCAGUUAAACAUAAAACUAAAGACAAGGAUAAACAUGAUGAUGGAGAAGAGAGUUAUAAAUAUGAUGAAGGAUUGUGUAUUAGAUUGGUUAAACUGUUUAAUAAAGUUCUAGAUGAGAAAUUAUUUGUCAAGUUUGUGAGAACAUUCUUAUUAGAAUCUAAUCAAAGUAGUAAUAGAUGGUUAGCACAUAGUCUAGUACUACAGUUAUACAGAAAUUCUAGCCUGGCUGUACAAGAGAGUAUGUUGAAUCUGAUGUGGGGAUUAUGGUCUGAGUUACCUAUAUAUGGACGUAAAGCAGCUCAGUUUGUUGAUCUGUUGGGAUUCUUCCUUCUUAAAACACCAGAAAUAUCUGAAGCUAAGGUACAAGAAUAUUUGAUGAAAGCUACAUCUGUAUUAAAAGAAGAAAACCACAUAUUAACAAAUCAUCCUAAUGCUCCUAUUUACAAUAUGUUACAAGGACUAGUAGAUUUUGAUGGUUAUUAUUUAGAGAGUGAUCCAUGUUUAGUAUGUAAUAAUCCAGAGGUUUCAUACACUAGCCUCAAGUUAUCAGCUAUUAAAGUAGAUUCAAAAUUUACCACAACAACUCAAAUUGUUAAACUAGUCGGUAGUCAUACUAUAUCUAAAAUAGCUCUACGUAUUAGUGACUUAAAACGUACCAAAAUGGUACGAGUGAUGAAUAUCUACUAUAAUAAUAGAACUGUACAGGCUGUUGUUGAACUUAAAAACAGACCAGGAUUGUGGCAUAAAGCAAGAAAGGUAACUCUAACAACGGGACAGACAGAUGUAAAGGUUGAGUUUCCUAUACCUAUAGUAGCUUGUAAUCUGAUGAUAGAAUAUGCUGAUUUCUAUGAUAAUCUACAAGCUACAUCAGAAACAUUACAAUGUCCACGAUGUAGUGCCUCGGUACCAGCUAAUCCUGGAGUAUGUAGCAACUGUGGAGAAAAUGUCUACCAAUGUCAUAAGUGCAGAGCUAUUAACUAUGAUGAGAAGGAUCCUUUCUUGUGUAAUGCAUGUGGUUUCUGUAAAUAUGCUAAGUUUGAUUUUAAUCUGACGGCUAAACCUUGCUGUGCAGUUGACCCAAUAGAAAAUGAAGAUGAUCGGAAAAAGGCUAUAACAACGAUAAAUACUCUGCUAGAGAAAGCUGAUAGAAUAUAUAAACAACUACAAUCACAUCGUCCAGUACUAGAAAAUCUACUCAUACAAGUUACAGAACAUGGUUGUGAAAGACUUAUGGAUGAUGUAGGUACAAUAGCAAGUGGAACCGGUGUACCAGCUAGUAAUGUUAAUAAAGCUAUACAACAUCUAGCACAGAAAUACUGUGGAGAAUGUAAAUCAUCAUUUGAUGAACUCAGUAAAAUAAUACAGAAAGUGAUGGCAUGUCGUAGAGAACUGGUAGAAUAUGACAGACAACAGAGAGAAGCUGUAGCAUCUAAAGGUCAAGCACCAGGAACAUCAGUGAAAUCUAAAGAAACACAAGCUCAAGUUGUCCCCAAGAAAAUCCUCAAGGAAGGACCAAAAUCAUCUAACUGUUAUGGAUGUGCUAAUGCUGCUGUAGAACAUUGUAUAACUUUACUUAGAGCUCUGGUUACCAAUGGUAACAUGAGACAUAUUCUUUGCAGUCAGGGAAUGAUUCAACAAUUAAUUGACUUUAAUCUAAGACAUGGAGCUCUACCAGUGAGAAAUGAAGUACGAUCUUUACUAUGUCUGCUAACUAAAGAUGACAGACGCAGUACUGAAGAGAUGAAUAAACUUAUCAUGAAUAGAAUUAAAGCAGCCAUUAGAGGACAUCAGUCAAAUCCAGAUCUGGGAUCGUCAGUACGUCACGAGAUAUUAUUAUUAUCAACAUCACUACAACAAGAUGAUAUUUGUUGGGAACAAAGAGUUAGAUGUGUGAUGAGACUGUUUCUGAUAGGAAUGCAUCUACAUAGCCCUAUUAUAAUGGAUAAUAUAACUCUACCAUGUCUCCGUAUUCUACAAGGUUUAGUUAAACAAGAUACUUCUCAAAAGAAGGCUAAGGAUUCUGGAAGUGAUGGUGGAACAGAGAAUUUGUUACCAGCUAAAUUCCACAUGGAUGUAAGAAAAUGGCUGGCCGGUGAUGUCAGAUAUUCCUACCAAAACUUUAAGAAACAUUUGCCAAGAAAAGUUUCAGUAGAAGAAGAAAAGAAAAGUGAAGAAAAGAAGGAGAUAAGAAAGAGAUAUUUGAUUGAGAAAUAUGGUACAAGAUGGCGACAGAAGAUGUGGAAGACACCUGCUAUACCGCUGAAACUGACACAAUCAACAUGGCUGCAACAAGCAAUGUUUUCACCAAGUUCCCGUUCAGCACGACAAACUGCUUGUAGUAUUAUAGAAGCUAUUGCACAAGUACCAAGCAGACGGAAAGAGGUCAUUGACAUGUUGACAAGAUAUUUAGAUGAUGUUGGUAAAAGUGGUGAAAGUGCUUGUGAGUUUUUAUCUCUAUAUAAGAAAUUGAUCGGACCUGAUCACUGGAAAUAUUACCUAGCUAUUAAAGGUGUUCUACUGCAUCUUGGAGAUCUUGUUUCUAAGGAAGUAGAUAAGAUAUUACUUCUAGAAGAUACAACUCUAAGUUCAGAUUUAGCUCAAGGUUUUGCUCUUAAAUCUCUCACAGAGUUAAUGUCCUUGUUUGUAGAACAGGAUAGUUUAAAACAUCAUUAUAAGAAUAAAUUAGUUGGUUAUAUAUUAAAUGGUUAUCUUUCAUUGAGAAAACUGGUAGUACAGAGAACUAAACUAAUUGAUGAAACACAGGAAAAACUCUUAGAAUUGUUAGAAGAAUUAACAACAGGUACUGAUUGUGAAACUAAAGAGUUUAUGUCUGUAUGUGUUAAAACAGUGGAGAAAUAUCCAAUGGAAGACAGUCGAUCACCUGUAUUUAUAUUUGAGAGAUUGUGUAGUAUUAUUUAUCCUGAAGAGAAUGAUGUUGGUGAAUUUUUCCUAAUAUUAGAGAAAGAUCCACAACAGGAAGAUUUUCUACAAGGUAGAAUGUUGGGUAAUCCAUACAGUACAAAUGAACCAGGACUAGGUCCACUAAUGAGAGAUAUCAAAAACAAAAUUUGUCAAGAUUGUGAAUUGAUUGCCUUAUUAGAUGAUGACACAGGAAUGGAGUUAUUGGUUAAUAAGAAAAUCAUAAGUCUAGAUUUACCAGUGAAAGAAGUAUACAAAAAGAUAUGGCUACCAGAUCAUGGAGAGGGAGAACCAAUGCCUAUAAUAUAUCGCAUGAGAGGUCUUCUAGGAGAUGCAACAGAAGAUAUGGUUAACUCACUUGUGUCUAGUUCAGAAGAAGAUAUUGAUAAGGAGGAAGUUUUUAAGAUGGCUGCCGUUUUAGCUGAAUGUGGAGGACUAAAGGUCAUGCUAGAAAGAAUGGCGUCUAUAAAAGAUCUAGUAUUAGGUAAACAACUGAUGGAAGUUCUGUUGAAGUUAUUUGGUUAUGCUGUAAAUGUAAAGGCUAACAGACAGGAAUUAAUAAAAACAGAAUUAGAUGGAAUCAAUAUCAUGUUAGGAGCACUAAAUCUCGCAUUAUGGUCAGAACAAGAGGGGGCUUCAAGUGCAACGAAAGGUCAAACUACAACUGAACAGAUACUACAUAUAAUGGAGGUCAUCUUAUUAGAAGCUAGUCAACAACCUCCUGAGAAAUAUACGGAGUUUUCCAAGUUAUGUGGUGAUAAGGAUCAGUUGAUGAUAUUAUUAGAUAGAAUUAACAGUAGUUUUGUGAGAAAUAAUAUCAACGUUCUACAAGCUCUGAUGAGACUGAUACCAUUCUUAGCAUUUGGUGAAGAGGACAAGAUGACUGCUUUACUAAAUCAUUUUAAACCCUAUAUGCGCUUCAAUAAGUUUGAUACUGAACAUACUCAAGAUGAAGAAGUUCAUUUAGACAGUUUCUGUGUUAUAGCUUCUGGUAUUGAGAAUAAUGCUAAUGGAAGUCGUUUAAAAGAUAUGAUAAUAGAACAGGGUAUCGUACUGUCAUGUGUGGAGUAUAUACUAGAACAUUCUCCAGCUAUCAAAACAUUACUAGCAACUGAUUCUGAAGUAUGGAAAGAGUUUUUAACCAAACCUGCUUUAGGUUAUAUCUUGCGAAUAUUGACUGGUCUUUGUCCGGGACAUAAACCAACACAAGGAUUGAUAGCACAGAAGUGUAUACCUAUUUUACAUAAAAUGGAACAAGUAUCAUCUGAUAAACAUAUUGGUACACUAGCUGAAAAUCUCCUUGAUGCUCUUAAAGAGAAUGAAGAAGCAGCUAAAAAGAUUGAAGAUAUAAGAAAACAGACAAAGGCAGAGAAGAAAAGGUUAGCCAUGGCAGUUAGAAAGAAACAGUUAGGAGCUCUGGGAAUGACUACUAAUGAAAAAGGUCAAGUAACAGUAAAGAGUAAUGUACUAAAACAGAUGGAAGAAUUAAAGGAAGAAACAGGUUUAACCUGUUGUAUCUGUAGAGAGGGUUAUAGAUAUCAAGCACAAAAGGUUCUAGCAGUAUAUACCUACACUAAACGCUGUAAUCUGGAUGAUUUUGAGAAUAAACCUAGAAAAACUGUUGGAUAUACAACCGUAUCCCAUUUUAACGUUAUUCAUGUUGAUUGUCAUAAUGCUGCUGUCAGACAUGCUAGAGGUAGAGAAGAAUGGGAAAGUGCUGCUUUACAGAAUGCUAAUACUAAAUGUAAUGGAUUAUUACCAAUGUGGGGACCUCAAGUACAAGAAUCAGUGUUUGCUAGUUGUCUUGCCAGACAUAACAACUAUCUACAAGAAUGUACUGGUGUACGUGAUCCUAGUUACCCAUUUACAGUACAUGAUUUAAAACUACUAUUACUAAGGUUCGCUAAUGAGAAGUUAUUUAGUGAGGAUAGUGGAGGUGGUGGUCGACAGAGUAACAUGCAUCUUAUUCCUUAUAUGUUACAUAUGGCUCUGUAUGUUAUUAAUAGUACAAGGUUUACUAGUAGAGAAGAGAAGAAUAUUGGUAAUUACCUUGAUUUACCCAAAGAUAAAUGGAUUGAAAAUUGUUUUGAGACAGAGGGUCCAUUGUACUAUCCAGUUCUAGCUAUGUUAAUCUUUACUUCUGAUAAAUGGAUGGAGAAUAGAAUGAAGUUCCUGGAACAUCUAGUAAUAGCAUCACAUGUUAGAACAGUUUGUUCUAUUGGCGCCAAAAGUAUACCAGAUUCCAGUAAAACAUUGAAGGAAUAUUCAGUCUAUAAACCAGUUAUAAUAUUCUUUGGACUUAUUAAUAGUUUAUUCCUGAAACUAUUUAAGAAAGUAACUGUACCACCAGAUGGAACAUGGAGUAAUAGUCUUGCUGAUUAUUUAAGAUUUAAUGAUAAGAUUGUAUUAGAGACAUGUGAUCGUGUUUUAGCUAUUUAUCAAGAGGAGAUCAUACCUUGUGAAUCUAUCACAGAAUUCUUUGAUGUUAUGGGAUUGCUGGAAGAUGUAUCAAACCCAGAGGCUCAUUUCACUUCUUUAUUAGCUUCACUACCUUAAAUUGUAUACCUUGCUUAUUGAAUAACUAUUAUUUAUUAGCUUCACUACCUUAAACUAUACUUUGCUUAUUAAAUAACUAGUGUUUAUUAAUUAGUGUCAUGAUUUAUUGUAAAAUGUCUUAAUUAUGUACAUCACUGUCAUUUCAAAAAAAAAAUAAUUUAAAUUUUGGAUUAAUUGAAACAUUAUUCUUAGGACUUGGGACAUAUUUCUGAAAUAUCCCACUUUGAUAUCAUCAUGAUCCAAGAUAUUGUAGUCAUUUAUACUGAUAGUGACAACUUGGAAUUAUAAAAAUUUAUUUUGGGGCAAACUAACAUUUAGAUUAAUAAGAAAGUAAUAGUGUAGCCACUGAAUAUAUGUUUUCAGUUAGUAUUACCUAUGUUUAUAGGUCCGUGUUGAGUUUCAUCUCAGAUAAAAAGAGAUAUAAUGGUUUAUUUUGUGAAUAAGUUUGUUUGCACUAAAUGUAUAAUAUGUCAAGUUUUACUAUAUUUCAAUAUUGGCUUAAAGAAAAGUUUGCUAUUUUUCGGUUUGAUCAGGUAAUAGUAUGGGUAAAAUUAUUAUUAAUUAAAAGUGUCUAAUUUCUAUCAAAUCUGGAUAAAAAGAAUUACAUGUAUCUAAAUUUUAGUAUUGAUUUUCUUUUGUAAUUUAUGAUUUGAAAUAGGAUGUGCAAGUCACAUUAAAAAUUCUAUAUCAAUACUUUUACAAUAUUUAUUAUUAUUUUUUAAUUUUUGAAAACUAAUUCUUUUUUCUUUGACUAAAAUGAUGACAUGUAUAAAAGAUUAUGCAAGGUCAUGUAAUAAUUUAUUUAUAGAUUGUUCUUCUCACCUAUUAUUUGCUUUAUUCACCUUGGUCUGAUAAAUAUAUAUUGAUUGGUAUACCAAUAUAAACUAUGAUCGAUGUUGUUAAAUAAGACUAAACUGCUUUCAAUGGUA